Erpetoichthys calabaricus (reedfish) is the source of this 3700-nucleotide messenger RNA. RefSeq names its product centrosome and spindle pole-associated protein 1. The record is from RefSeq and is a predicted model, not a curated record. The coding region runs from base 1 to 3588 and encodes 1195 amino acids. Gene Ontology annotation, biological process: positive regulation of cytokinesis. Gene Ontology annotation, cellular component: microtubule; centrosome; spindle pole. The transcript is spliced from 29 exons. NCBI's taxonomy places the organism in Eukaryota, Metazoa, Chordata, Cladistia, Polypteriformes, Polypteridae.
AUGGAGCUUGUCCUGGUAGCACUGAGCACAUGUCGGCAAACAGCCCUGAACAGUGCUUUCCAGUGCCCACUCACAAGCACACACUCACAGUCACGGGGCCAUUUUGGGGUUGCAGAUAAACUUGGCAAAAGCACAUCAUCAGUGACAUGGGGUAAGACCCCUGCAGACAAGGGAAUAAUGUGUGAGCUCAACACAAGCAAUGCCUGGAACAAACAAACAACAUGGAGAGGAAUAGGAGAGGAGAAACAGUUACUGAAUUCAGGAAUAAAAGAUACAGAGAUGAGUGAUGAUCUCGGAAACUUUCUUGAAGAGCAAAGAGCUAAAGUAGCCGAGUACAGAGCCUCUUUGGAGCAGGAUCCUCCUUAUAUGGAAAUUAGAACAAAAGCUGACUUUGCUCACAGUUCUGCAGCUAAAGAGAAUAUUCCUCCAAACAAGUGGCAGGUGAAGCAGAGUCCAUAUUCUGUCAAAGAAGAGAGUUAUGGGUUGAGUUUGCCACUUGGUGAAGAAUAUGAAAAGAAAAAGCAAAAACUGAAACAAGAAUUAAGACAAGAUUAUAGAAGAUAUAUGGCUCAGGCAGUAAACCAAGAAAGAAGAAAGAAAAAUGGUGCAGUUUCACUUGAGUCCCAUUUAACAAAUCAGGGACUGUCACUUCCUAUUGGAGACAGGAGAUCUGCUAAGGAAGGGCUACGAAGUGAGAGAAACAGGGAAUACAAUAAAUUUCUUAAAGAACAAAGGCAGACAUUUCAAGUUAAAGAUCCAGAGGUUAUUGAACAGAAUAGUAAACGUGAGGGACGUGAACAGCUUCCAGACAGUUUUCGAACUCUGCCUGUUUCAAGAGCUGAAGAUUAUAAUUCUUCAAAGAAAGAUGCUGCUACACUAACAGAAGCAAAAAAAGAAAUUAUAAGGAGGCAAAGAUUAGAUGACGUUCAAAGCCAUCGUUUGAAUAAGCACCCAGAAAUCAGAGAGAGGAGACCUCGGUUUUCACGAUUUGACUUUGAUUCUGAGCUUGAAGAUCAACACCAAUAUUCUGAUGAUGAACGUGAAAAGUUCAUGCUUCCAGAACGGACACAACCAAGACAGACUGAGGAAAGGGAAUUUUUUGGGAAAAUGCUGCCUAGACAGAAACAAAGAGGUGACAGGGAUAUGCCACGAUACAGAAGUGAUCGAAUGGAUGAAGAUGAAAUAUAUCCUGAUGUGCACCCUCGUACUGAAAGACGCAAAAAUGAAAACAGGUCAUAUAGAGAGAGAUUAGAGGAUGCUCAGUUAGACUAUGAAGAUGAUUAUUGGGAAAAGAAGAAUAAGAGACCAUCCUCGAAUACAGGAAGAACAAGGCCUAACGAGAGGUUGCAGUCUUCCACUAAAAAACACGAGGAACGUUUUGCUACCGGACUAAUGAUUGGGGAGACUGAUAAAAAUCAAGAAGAGCAGAGAAGAAAGGAAAGGUACAGACAGGAGCUGCAGGAGCAGAUAGCAGAGCAGCAGAGAAACAAGAAAAGGGAAAAGGAAUUGGGGCUCAGAGUUGCUGCUUCAGGUGCAGUUGACCCCGAAAAGCAGCCAGACAGAAUAAAACAGUUUGGAGCUGUAAAUCGUGAAUAUGACAACAAAGCACGUGAUGUUCCUUACCGUCCAGGAGCUUCUCUUGGUGUCUUUGGUAUUGAUAAGCCUGGGAGACCACAUGAAGAAAUACAUCAGCCUGAGGAAAGAGCUCCACCAGAAAAACCCAGAGUGGCCUUCCAGACUCCAGUCAUAGAUUAUAAUUCGACAUUCGGUGCCUUGGGUGCCGGGACUAGCAAUAAUGGAACAGUCACACUAAAUGAAGAUUUCUACAGAGGGCUUGCUCACACUCUUGGGGAAAUUAUGGCCCCUAGAGUUACAAGCGUUCCACCACCACCAGCCCCACCUGUGAUGCAUGACAACUACAGAACUCCAUAUGAUGAUGCUUAUUAUUACUAUGGAACUCGCAAUCCUUUAGACCCCAGCCUGGCACACUAUGGACCCUCAGUUUUGGGGGCACAGGCAAUGCCUUUUAAGAAUGUUGGUCCUGGGCCUGCACCAUUCAAAUAUCCUGAAAAACAGGUACAGUCUGAGCCACAAAUCCCACCAGAAAGCAGCAGGACAAGUAUAGGAAUAUUUCCAGAAGAGAAAAUGAAAAGCUCAAAGGAUACCAUCUUAUCAUACCAGGAAGAACUAAAAAAACAGAUACAGGAACGUGAGGAGAAAAAGAGAAGAGAAAAAGAAGAAAAUGAGCGAUAUGAAUUAAAGAUUGAGGCAGAAAUGAAAACCUAUGACCCUUGGGGCAGAGGUGGAGCAGGAGCACCAUUGAAGGAUGAUCGAGGAAAUCUUAUUAGUGACCUGAAAAGAAUGCAUGUAUAUAAUGAGGAGGCUUAUGUAAACCCAGAGCUCAGGACACAGCAAGAAAAGAAGACUCUAUUAUCAGUUCCUAAAGAAAAUGAAUCCCAUGAGUCCCUGGCACAUAAGAUUUCAGACUUUACUUCUACCCAGACAUCACCCUUUGCUCGUGGCAAUGUGUUUACAGAAGCUCCAACACCUCAGCAGAUAUACGAAAAGGAUAAAUACAAAGAGUACCUUAGAAUUCAGAUUGAGGAAAAACGUCGCAAGCAAGAGGAGGAGAGAAAGAGACUUCAAAUGGAGGAAGAGGAAGAGGAGCGAAGGCUGGCUGAACAAAGGACCAGGAUGCAACGAGAAUAUGAAGAAGAGUUGAAAAUGAAGAAACUGAAGGAAGAGGAGCUUAGAGCCCAGCAGAUGUUAAAGCAUCAAGAACCAAUGAAUCAGACGGAUGACAAGGGCGUUUCUCAGAAGAGUAAAGAAAACGAUGAGCUGCAAGAAGAGAGUGAAGGGGAGCAAAGAGCCAAACAGGAAGAGAAUCAAGAACAAGCUCUGCAGACAGAGGAUAAGAGUAAAAUACAGAAGAGUAAAGAGAAAGAGGGGAGAAAGCACAGCUAUGAAGUGCAGGAACGGAGAGAAUGGGAGCGAGAUGAGUUACGACAGCCAUCACCUCCUGUACCUGCAGUGCUAAACAAAAUGGCUUUACAAGGGUAUCCGAAGCACCCAGUAGCAGAGAGUGUGCACUCAGUGGUUUUGUCUGAAAGACAAGGCAGUGGAGCGGUCUCCCCACCAGUGCCUGCUAGAAGAAAUGACUUGAGAGCUGCUGAGGAGAGAAUAGAUGUCAUGAGUCGGCUACCAGCUUUAAAUAGACGACUUGUAACUGAACAACAGACUCUAGAAGCCCAGUACCGCAAUUUGGAUCGCGAUGACGUGGACACUCCACUGUCGGGAAGGAGAACAGAUAGAAAUGAUGUGAAUGUUUUUGACAUGGCCAGGAGACGGAGGCAGGCUCCAGUUAGGAGACCACCGUCUAAUGAAAUGGAUCAAAUAAACAUCCAGAAUUUUCGAGACUUCAAUCAGCUAAAGUACAGAAAUACCGAUACCAGAGAGGGUGUACUCCAGGUUUACCCAGACCCACCAAAAGACAACCACAGCUUGGAGAUUCAACAGCAAGCUCUUCUUAGGGAGCAGGAAAGGAAGUUAAAAAGCAUGAAAAAGAAAGAAGGCAAGUUGAGGUCCUGAAAGAUCUGCAGGAGGGUGUGUGGAGGGGGUGGCUGGGGGUGUCCUGGGAGACCUGGAGUUGGAAGUAACGUCGAGCAGGUUUUGUGCAGUCGGGUGCUGGCUUGUCAUUAAC